GUCUUAUUUCAAGUGCUGCAGCCGCGCAUUGCGUCGAAAGACCGAGAAAUAGCUCAAAAAAACCAGCCCUUACCAAGUGCUCUCAAGAGCAACUACAGCAACUACAGCAACCCCAGCGACGCCGGCGAUGACGCUGCUCGACCACGCGAGAGCCCAAGAGCGCGACUCCGCCGCCGUGGCGCACGAAAAGGACGCGAAGCAGGGCCUGCUCGUCCAGCCGAAGCCGCCCGCCCGAGCCCCGAAGAAAUCUGCACAGCUGGACGGCUUCGAAUGCUCGCGCAUCGACGGUUUAGCCCGCCCGCUCCUCGUCGCGAAGGGCAGCAAGGGGUACGCGGCCUGCGCGUAUAUAACCACGGACGCGGCGGACAAGUUCGGCGAGGCCUGCGUCGUCUUCUCGGGCGUCGCGACGCACGAGGCCUUCCUCGACGCCCCCGUCGCGAAGGCGAGCAAGGCGGCAAAAGCCUUAGGCGUGAAGGACGGCAUGCCCGGCCGCGACGCGCUCGCACUAAUCAAGUAACAACAUUAACAGAU
Messenger RNA from Pelagomonas calceolata, 531 nucleotides. NCBI's taxonomy places the organism in Eukaryota, Pelagophyceae, Pelagomonadales, Pelagomonadaceae. The record is from the annotation of a GenBank genome assembly.